GUGAUGUGUGAGCUCUAGCGAGAUCACAAAAUGUAUCUUAUAAAUAAGUAUUUUUUUUAAAUAAAUUUGAGAAAUGUGAUCAAAAUUCGUCAGUAAAUUUUAACUUAAAAAAUUAAGCAAUCAUAAAAGUGGUAUAAUAUCUGAUCAGUGUAAAUAAUGUCUACAAGUAGUGAUUCAGAUGAAUUUUAUGAUGCGGAAGACAAUACAAUCCCAAAUAAAUUAGUGAGGAAAUCGAAAACGCCAAGAUCACAGGACGACUGUAAUGAUGAUGUAGAAACAAAAGAGCAACUCAAUCUUAAACCAAAUUCCGAUGAUAUAACGCCAGAAAUCAACAAAAUUCAUAAGAAUGGAAGACGAAAAUUUCACGAACUUCGGCAGUGCAUGCAAGCCGAUGAAGACGAUAAUGGCCCAACAAAUAAUUCGACUCCCGAAUCCCAAGGAAGUUCGGUCGACGGCGUUUUCCCGGCGCCGCGAACUACUCAUCCCUUUCGGAUAAUUGAACAUGACACGGUCAGCAUGCAAAGUAUGACGUCGUUAGGACGGAUCGGCCGAAUACUAUCUGGAGCGACAGACCCGUCAGGUACGAGUGUUGGUCGAGACCCGUCAUUACUACCAGCAACAUCGGCAUCUAUUGUAUCUUUAUGUUCGAAAGACUCAAAAGAUUCUGAAUCCAUUCACUCAAGUACAAAAAAUAUAGAAUGCGCCACUAACGGCGUGAAAAAUGCUCAAUCCAGAAAUGAAAUAUUGACUUCUACCGGAUCGAAACAGACUAAUAAUUCUUCAGGGCCAGAAAUAACGCAAAUGUGUACGCAAAAUGUUCCUGAUACAGACCAUUCGCGGUAUGAUGGUGAUGGUAAUGGUAAUAUAGAGUCGAGACAACUGCAAGAACCAGAUGUAAUUGCAAGUACAAAGAGUAACAAUAAGAAUAAAGACAAAGACGAUGGUUCACCUGGACCAGUUGCGCCGCCGAGGAAAAAGAAGAAACAUCGGACGGCAUCUCUCAGUAAUGAAGAUCGCAUGUAUAAUGACCGGGUUAAGAAGGAUGGUAAACACAGUCUUAAUGUUGAAGCUUCGUCAUUGAAUGAUUUCAAUCCACAAAGUGGUAGUCCAUUACCAAGUCCAGCUAGUACCAUCGAAUCCCUAACCAGAGAGUUAGAACACUCACUUGAUGUCACAAAUUCUAACAAAGGUAAAUAUGUUGUAAAACCAAAUGAUGAAGACAAGUCUCGUGCUGAAGGACCAUCACCAGAAGAACUAGAACGAAUUGAACGCCUCAAACAUGAAGUAUUACAUUGUGUUCGGGCUCCAAAUUUGAGUGGUCAAAGCGGCCAUUCAAGUUUGGGCCCGAGUUUAAAAUAUUAUAGUCCACAAAAUUCAAAAGAAAGACGAAAAUCAGCAGGAGAUGAAGACCUACUUAAGCAAUUAAAUAUGUAUGUUCGCACAAGAACAGAUUCCGGAAAGGAAUUGACAGAUAUGGAAAUUCUAGAACAAGUUACCGUAUUAAAUUUAGACACUGGCGAGCGCGUGCCACUGAGUGUAGCCGAAGACAAAUUACCACAAUGUAUAAAUCCUUUAUCUUUGCAUAUUAUGAGGUUGACAAGUGAGUAUGUUAGUACAAAUAGUCUUAAUAAACAAGGAGAGAGUGAUGAGGAAAGCAUGACCGGACCUACACAAGGUAUGGGAUUAGGAGAAGGCGAAACUGAAAGUGAAGAAGCAAGCAAGUUGCGCAGAGGAACAGCUAGACUCAAACGAUUCCUUGGGUCAACUGUAAAGAAAACAAUGGAUAAAGCGAAAUCAAUAGCACAUUCUAGACACAGAGAUGAUGUUACAGACGUUGAUGAAUUGUCAAGUCCGGGAGAACCUAGUCUAAAGUUCAAAAAUUCAGCCUCUCACAAAGGACCAUAUGAAUUUGAUAGCAUUCAACGUGUUCAAGAAUUGUCUGGACAGCAUGUGGGUCCUGUGUGGUGCAUGAAAUUCAGUACAUGCGGAAGAUUACUAGCAACUGCAGGUCAGGAUAGAUUAUUAAGAGUUUGGGUACUAAGAGAUGCAUACACAUUUUUCCAAGAUAUGCGAACUAAAUAUAAUGCAGAUCAGAAAGUAUCACCUACCCCAUCUCAAGAGUCUUUAGUAUCCCAACAUUCAGCAGAAGAACUCGGAAAUUUGGAUGGUACCGGACCAUUUAUGCCAAGGCCUUUUUGCUCAUAUUCAGGGCAUACUUCCGAUUUAUUAGAUGUAUCAUGGUCAAAGAACUAUUUUGUACUAUCUAGUUCAAUGGAUAAAACUGUUCGAUUAUGGCAUAUAUCUAGAAAAGAGUGUUUAUGUUGUUUUCAACAUAUUGAUUUUGUAACGGCUAUUGUAUUCCAUCCCAGGGAUGAUAGAUAUUUCUUGAGUGGAAGCCUUGAUGGCAAACUUAGGUUAUGGAAUAUACCUGAUAAGAAAGUAGCAGUUUGGAAUGAAGUUGAUGGUCAAACUAAAUUAAUUACAGCAGCUAAUUUUUGUCAAAAUGGUCAAUUUGCAGUAGUAGGUUCCUACGAUGGACGUUGCAUAUUUUACACGACUGAUCAGCUGAAAUAUCACACUCAAAUCCAUGUACGAUCAACGAGAGGCAAGAAUGCAACUGGAAGGAAAAUUAGUGGCAUUGAGCCAAUGCCAGGUGAAGAUAACAUGCAUAAAAUUUUGGUAACAUCAAAUGACAGUAGGAUUCGAUUGUAUGAUUUGCAUGAAUUAAAUCUCUCAUGCAAAUAUAAAGGGUAUAUGAAUGUAUCCAGUCAAAUAAAAGCAUCAUUUAGUCACGAUGGUAAAUAUAUCGUAAGUGGCUCAGAAAAUCAGUGCAUUUAUAUUUGGAAGACCCACCAUGACUACUCCAAAUUUAGUUCGGUAAGAAGAGAUAGAAAUGAUUUCUGGGAAGGAAUAAAAGCCCAUAAUGCCGUUGUAACUUGUGCUGUAUUUGCACCUCAUCCUGAUUCUAUUAUUAAAUUAGUGGAGGAACGCGAAGGAGCGUCAGCUAACAACGGGUCUCAGACAUAUUUAUCAGAAACAUCUAACAAGGUGGAGGACCCAAUGGUGGAGCAGCGAACACGCGGCUGCGGUGGACACGUGUUAGUAAGUGCCGAUUUUAACGGUUGCAUAAAAGUUUUCAUUAACAAAACGAAACCUAAACACAGCUCAUUACCAGCAUCGGCGCUCGCAUAA
Messenger RNA from Ctenocephalides felis (cat flea), 3192 nucleotides. RefSeq names its product WD repeat-containing protein 44-like. Bases 157 to 3192 code for a protein of 1011 amino acids. The record is from RefSeq and is a predicted model, not a curated record. Gene Ontology annotation, molecular function: protein binding. Lineage: Eukaryota; Metazoa; Arthropoda; Insecta; Siphonaptera; Pulicidae. The transcript has 14 exons.